AGUUGUCAAUUUCAACUUUUUCUUUUAUUCAUUCAUUUGUAUUGUUGACUUGUUUCUGGUGUUUUUAUUUGUUUGGUGUAAUAAUUGCAUGUAUAGCAUGACUCCAAAUCGUAAAUGGAUCCUUUUAUAGUUAACAGUGACACUAAAGUAACAUUAAGAAUCUCGUAUAAUAAUUCAACUAGAGUUACUUCACCCUGAAAAAAAGGCAUUGUUAUAUUAAUCUGUAUUUCCUGGAGACUGAGAAUAUUGAAUUGGCCAUUCUAUAGGCAGUGUACAUAUACAAUAUGAUAAUUUUCAAUUAACUCUGUCUUAAUCUGAUAAAGUUAUAAUUUUCAAGCAGAAAAUGUCUGAAGGUUUAGAAUGGCUUGGAAAUAUAUUGUCAGAGAUACAGCUAGGGCAAUUUUUGGUUCCAAUUCGUGAUGAUCUUCAGAUAUCUAGACUUGAACAUUUUGAUUUUGUUACUCCAGAAGAUUUAGAAAAAAUUGGUCUGAGUAAACCAGGGGCUCGAAGACUAUUAGAAGCUGUCAAGAAAAAACGAACUCAACAAAAGAUAAGAAACUUGAUAAACAAGUUAAUACCAGUGUCAAGUAAGACACCUGCAAAUAAAAAAAUAAAUGAAGAUGGUGUAGUCAUUAGUGACUUCACUUCCUGCUUAAUUCAGGAAGCCAAUAUUACACUGUCUGUUAAACUUGGUGAUGGGAGCUUUGGUGUUGUAAGACGGGGUGAAUGGAUGAAUCCGAAUGGAAAAUCAAUACCUGUAGCAGUAAAGAUUCUCAAAGCUGACGCUAUUACCGCACCAGGAGUUUUUGAAGACUUUAUAAAAGAAGUACAAGCUAUGCAUGUAUUGAGUCAUAAAAAUUUGAUCAGGUUGUAUGGAGUUGUUCUCUCCCAGCCCAUGAUGAUGGUAACAGAAUUAGCUCCUUUAGGAUCCUUAUUAGACUUUUUAAGGAAACAGUGCCAACACACUCCAGUGCCAAUGUUGUGUGAAUAUGCUACCCAACUAGCUACGGGCAUGGCUUAUUUAGAGAGUAAAAGGUUUCUCCACAGAGAUCUAGCUUGCAGGAAUGUUUUGUUAUCAGCAGUUGACAAGAUAAAAAUAGGAGAUUUUGGCCUGAUGAGAGCUCUUCCUCAAGAAGAAGACUGUUACGUUAUGACAGAACACAAGAAAGUUCCAUUUCCUUGGUGUGCUCCAGAAUCUCUGAGAAGCAGACAGUUCAGCCAUGCUUCAGACACUUGGAUGUUUGGAGUUACCGUUUGGGAAAUGUUCACUUUUGGGGAGGAUCCAUGGAUGGGAUUGAUAGGUUCAGAAAUUCUCCGCCGAAUUGAAAAGGACAAUGAACGUCUUGCCAUGCCAGAAGCGUGCCCUCCUGCUUUUUAUGCAAUUCUUCUACAAUGUUGGGCAAAGAAUCCUCAGGAUCGUCCUACUUUUUCAUCACUCAAAGAUUUCUUCAGAAAAAAUACAACGCCAGUGAUGAAAGUCCUUGGAAAACAAGAUGAUCCAGAUAAACUGAAGAUGAAUGAAGGAGAUGAGGUUGCUAUUAUAGAUGGUAGUCCUGAACUGUACUGGUGGAAAGGACAACACCAGAAGACUUUUGAAAUUGGACUACUACCUAGAUGUCUUGUGGAUCCAUUGAGACCAAAGCAGCCAGAAGAUAUAAG
Messenger RNA from Leptinotarsa decemlineata (Colorado potato beetle), 1659 nucleotides. RefSeq names its product Activated Cdc42 kinase (gene Ack). Gene Ontology annotation, molecular function: ATP binding; protein tyrosine kinase activity; protein binding. Gene Ontology annotation, biological process: protein phosphorylation. The record is from RefSeq and is a predicted model, not a curated record. NCBI's taxonomy places the organism in Eukaryota, Metazoa, Arthropoda, Insecta, Coleoptera, Chrysomelidae.